Messenger RNA from Diprion similis, 2240 nucleotides. Its product is annotated as cytochrome c oxidase assembly protein COX15 homolog. NCBI's taxonomy places the organism in Eukaryota, Metazoa, Arthropoda, Insecta, Hymenoptera, Diprionidae. Gene Ontology annotation, biological process: heme A biosynthetic process. The transcript has 6 exons. Gene Ontology annotation, molecular function: oxidoreductase activity, acting on NAD(P)H, heme protein as acceptor. Gene Ontology annotation, cellular component: mitochondrial inner membrane. The record is from RefSeq and is a predicted model, not a curated record. Bases 164 to 1474 code for a protein of 436 amino acids.
GGUGUUUAGUAUCAGCGGGUGUUAUCAGUUGUGAAUUUAACGUAGCUUUUAGUUGAAGUGAUAUAAAAGGAAAUAACAAUUAAAAAUUAGAUUCAAUGCUUCCAGUGCAUUCAAUUGAAAGAAAUACAAUAAUUUAAGAAACCGUUUUACAUUCACAAACACGAUGUUGAGCGUUGCUCGUCAGUCUGCUAAAGUUCUUGGUCGAGCAAAUCUGACAGGUUCGUGUUACGCCGGACGAACCUUCAUCUCCUCAGUGCCAACAAAAGCACCACACACAAAUGGACUGACCAUUUUUCGAAGGAUUCCAGUUCAGAUGAGGAGGUUUCAGAGCCUACUAAGACAGACCGGUACCAUAGCACUGAAUUAUGCAUCCAAAGCAACUCCAAAUUCAAAGAAAAUUGUCGGCACCUGGAUGCUGACAUGUAGUGGGAUGGUUUUCAUUGCAGUAGCUUUAGGAGGUGUUACCAGACUCACUGAAUCAGGAUUAUCUAUGGUGACGUGGAAAUUACUUGGAGAAAAAAUGCCUUCAACGGAACACGACUGGAUCGAAGAGUUUGAGAAAUACAAACAGUUUCCAGAAUUCAAAAUAACGAACAAAAACAUAACAUUGGAAGAGUUCAAGCGCAUCUGGUGGAUGGAAUAUUUGCAUAGAACAUGGGGACGCCUGAUAGGUGCUGCAUUCAUAAUUCCGGCGACAUAUUUCUGGACAAAGGGUUGGUUCGAUAAGAAAACAAAGCUAAGAGUUACUGCUCUUGGAACUCUGAUUGGCAUGCAAGGAUUAAUGGGCUGGUACAUGGUCAAAUCUGGGCUAGAGGACAGAUUCGAUGGUCCUUCUGAUGUACCGAGAGUUUCUCAAUAUCGUCUGGCCUCACACCUUGGGUUAGCAUUUAUUAUCUACACUGGCUUUCUCUACAACGCAUUGGACAAAUUGAUUCCCGCUCAGAGAGUGGCUGUAGAUUAUUUUGGCUCGCGAAACUUUGAUUCCAAUUUGACAAAGGGUCUACGAAAGCUACGAAUGAUGACCCAUUCAACAAAAGGCCUUAUCUUCCUCACGGCUAUAUCUGGCGCCUUUGUUGCCGGGAUGGAUGCCGGACUUGUUUAUAACUCAUUUCCGAAAAUGGGAGACAAAUGGAUACCUGAUGACAUACUCGCCAUUUCACCUACACUUAGAAAUUUCACUGAAAAUCCGACAACUGUACAAUUUGAUCAUAGAAUAUUAGGUAUUACAACACUUUCAAUGAUCACAGCAACUUGGUGGAUUUCACGGAAGUACACCUUGCCUGGACGGGGGGCAAAGGCCGCAAUGGCUGUUUUGUGCUUAGGGUAUCUGCAGGUUCUUCUAGGUAUUACGACACUUUUACAUUAUGUUCCCGUCCCACUAGCAGCUUCCCAUCAGUCGGGAAGUUUGGCACUACUCUCUGCAGCGACGUGGCUUUGCCAUGAAUUAAAAUAUGUUAAAAAGCUGCCCAAGUGAAUUUGUCUACAAGUUAGCUCCAGGUUUGUACAAAAUAGUAUUACUUUGCAAAUAAUUGGAGAAAUGUAAAAUAGAGCGCUGCGAUGAUAUGACAGUAAUAAAAAAAUACAAUUUACGAUACAAGAUUCACAAUUUUUAUAUCUUAUUGUUUUUCUGUAUUAUGAAGCUCAGAAAUAGCGUUUAGUAUCUCGCCGAGGAUGAAACUGUUUUGUUUUCACUUUAACACGAAUUAUGAAACCGCGAUCAAUUGCGAAAAGCAUGUCAGACUGAAAAGUAGGAACAGAUGUUAAAGAGAAGGAGGUGAUGAGUUUACAACAUUAUGCUAAUUUAUUUGUCAACGUAGUGUGCAGUCAUAUUAUAGUUAUUUGUAAAAAUUAAUUUUAAUUAUACAUAUACUAUUACGUUAAACCUAUGACAAAAAUAUCGAAGCUUACGUUUUUACUUCAUUUAUUAUUAUUGUUAUUAUUUAUUUAUUUUUUUUGUUCUUAAAUAAUACAACAAUUGAAUUCUUUAUAAUUUUGUCAAACAUUAAAAUAUUGCCUUACGUGGUAUAAACCGAGUUAGUUUGAUAUUUAUCCUUAAUAUUUGUUAUUUAUUUUUUUUUUUUAGAAUAAAAUUUUCACUCAACGGACUUGAUUGGAUAUUUAUUUAAUACAUAUGUGUGUAAAUGACGGUAAUUUUCGUUAAAAAAAAAUGAAAAUCUUCAAGAUUUAUUUUCUACCUAAUUAAUUAGAAUUUAUCGCUGUGUCAUUUGUGUAUAUACUGU